Acanthopagrus latus (yellowfin seabream) is the source of this 2469-nucleotide messenger RNA. It is a transcript of the gene tkfc, whose product is annotated as triokinase/FMN cyclase. Gene Ontology annotation, molecular function: glycerone kinase activity; ATP binding. The transcript is spliced from 17 exons. The coding region runs from base 80 to 1822 and encodes 580 amino acids. NCBI's taxonomy places the organism in Eukaryota, Metazoa, Chordata, Actinopteri, Spariformes, Sparidae. Gene Ontology annotation, biological process: glycerol catabolic process. Gene Ontology annotation, cellular component: cytosol. The record is from RefSeq and is a predicted model, not a curated record.
CUUCUCACUAAUUCCUAGCUUCAUUAGCUCUUCUGGUUCAACCUGCUGUCGUGAGGGACCAGAACCGAGAAAAGUCCAAAUGGAGCCAAAGAAGAAGCUGAUAAACGCGGCCGACAGCUGCGUGGACGAGGCUCUCUGCGGCCUCGCGAGGGCCAACGUGGGCCUCUCUCUGCUCAAGGGCCACCGGGUUGUGCUCCGGUCCGACCUGGACAAGCUGAAGGGCAAAGUGGCCCUGCUGUCUGGAGGGGGGUCUGGACAUGAGCCAGCUCAUGGAGGUUAUGUCGGGGCAGGUAUGCUGUCAGCAGCUGUCGCAGGUGGAGUGUUUGCAUCGCCGCCUCCUGCCAGCAUCCUGGCUGCCAUCCUCGCCUUGCACAAUGCAGGAGCCUCCGGAGUGCUUGUCAUCGUGAAGAACUACACCGGUGACCGCCUCAACUUUGGAUUGGCUGCAGAGCAGGCCCGUAACCACGGCGUCGUUGUUGACAUGGUGAUAGUGGCAGAGGACUGCGCCUUCGACCAACCCAGUAAGGCCGGUAGGAGGGGCCUGUGUGGCACCGUCUUCAUACACAAGCUGGCAGGGGCCUUGGCAGAAGAAGGCCGCCCGUUGGACCAGAUCUUUUCUAAGGUGACCGAGGUGCUGAAGGGGAUCGGCACGCUGGGGGUGAGUCUGUCUCCCUGCAGCGUCCCAGGCUGCCUGCCUUCUUUUGAGCUGCCGCCAGGAGACAUGGAGCUGGGACUGGGAAUCCAUGGUGAACCUGGAAUCAAAAGGUCAAAGGUGGCGUCUGCAGACGAGGUGGUAAAGACCAUGAUCGAUCACAUGACCAACCCUGACAGCCAAUCACAUCUGCCUGUGAAGUCAGGAGACAAUGUGGUCGUGUGCGUGAACAACCUGGGAGCGCUGUCGUGUCUGGAGAUGGCAGUGGUUACUAGAGCAGCCAUUGUGUGUCUGGAGGGUCGCGGUGUUGUGGUUGCCAGGGUGAUGUCCGGGUCAUUCAUGACAUCACUGGAGAUGGCGGGAGUGUCACUGAGUCUGAUGAAGGCCGACCAGGAAACACUGAGACUGUUUGAUGCGAAGACCAGCGCCCCCGCCUGGCCAAACCUCAGUAGCGUGUGUGUUAGCGGACGCGGCUACGUGACGGAUCCUCGAGCGACAAGCACGCGGCCUCAAGACGAACAGCACUCUGAGGGCCCUCUGAGUCCUGUGAUGCGUAAAGCGUUGGAGAGAAUUUGCUCCACUCUGUUGGAAAAGCAGGAGGAACUGAACUCCCUGGACCGUGCAGCCGGGGACGGAGACUGUGGGAACACUCACGCACAGGCCGCUCGAACCAUUCAGGGGUGGCUGAAGGAUCACGUGGUCCCUGGUUGCCCCGGGAAACUGCUGUCAGCCCUCGCCGGAUUGGUGCAGGAGAAGAUGGGCGGGUCUUCAGGAGCGUUGUAUAGUUUGUUCCUGACUGCAGCAGCUGGUCAUGUGACGGAGGGGCGGAGCAACGCUGCCGCGUGGGCGAGUGCGAUGCAUGCUGGGACACAAGCCAUGAAGAGAUACGGAGGUGCUGAGCCUGGAGACAGAACGAUGUUGGAUGCUUUGUGUCCUGCAGUGGAUGAGCUGAUGAAGCUAACCACAGCUCCACCUGGUGGAGAGCUGGCUGUUCUACAGGCUGCUGUUCAGAAAGCAGCACUGGGGGCAGAGUCGACCCGUCACCUCACAGCAAAGGCGGGGCGAGCCAGCUACAUCGCAGCCGAGCGGGUCACCCUGCCCGACCCCGGCGCCAUGGCUGUGGCCGCCAUCUUUAGAGCCGUGCUGGAGUCCCUGGAGGGGCAGAAGUGAUCCGGCAGACAUUACAACUAUCACCAGCCUAAUGACCAGAGCGACACGAGUCUGAGAAGCACAAGUGUUAGCAAGCGGCUGCAGCUGCCAAGGAGUACUUGAUGAACACAUUUAAACAUGAUCCCUUGUAGGAAAUGAAGAGAAACUGUGAAAUUCGGGGCCUAAAGGAAAGCAAAUCUAUCUAAAAUCUGAUGAUGUGCUUUUGAAGAAUACACAAGAUGAAAGAUGAAAAGAAAAUGUUGAAAAACAAGAACGAAAACAUUGUUAUGAUCCUUUAAAGUUGAUUAACAAGCUCAAAGAUACUGUGAAAGUUUAUUGAUCUGAAUGAUUAUGUAGUUUUACUUGUUGUAGCUCUGCUUCAAUCACGAUAUGAACAUUCCUCAUUACUACUAACAAACUAGAGAAUAAAAACAGACUCAAAGAUACUAAUCACUAGAUUUUCACAGGUAAUACUGUGUGAUAUACAGGUGACACUACAUGGCACAACACAUUUCCAGUGGGUUUUCUAAUUAAAGGAGUACUCCGACUAUCAGAAUCAAACUGGGAAAUUUCUUAAACUGGGACAUUUUUCAGCAUCUUAGCAUCUUAUUUGGCGUCCUGCGAAAUAAAAAUGGUCAAAAUUGAAACAGCAGAGGCUAAAAUAUCCU